Molecule: messenger RNA, 828 nt
Organism: Protopolystoma xenopodis
Lineage: Eukaryota; Metazoa; Platyhelminthes; Monogenea; Polystomatidea; Polystomatidae
Source: the annotation of a GenBank genome assembly
AUGCAAACAAGCCUCAGUAUGGUAUUUCGCUUGCAUCCUCUUCUACCCCUCCUGUCCACGACAGACCCACCCUCUUCUCUGCAGAUAUAUGGACCGGCCGACCGUUUGGAAGAUAUCUCUGAGCUUGUGGCUAAUCUGCCCGUCCCGUCGGCCGGGAGUCAUCGGCCAGGCUCAUCCGGACUGGGUAGCGGUCAGUCGGGCCGUCAGGCCGAGAGUGUCUACCUUGCCACUGGCAGGAGGCAGUUGCUCAUCUGCCUCACCUCCGACUUCUACGGUCCAACUCAACUCGCCUGGUUCGGCCUUCCGAGAAGGGCCGUCGAUGCGGAGGUCGACACCAACUGGGUUCAACUGUCUUCGUCGCGAGGAAAGGGCGACGAAAAGGCCGAUCCCAACGCCGACGACUAUGACUUCGAGGAGGACGAGUACCCGGCGUCAUCGGUUGAAGCCGGCGGCAGAAGAGGCGCUAGGCUACGGCAGACACGGCGACUGCUGCUGAAGCUGGAGCCACAUGACAAGGCGGAGGCUGAAUCCGACACGGGAUAUCCUUGGAAGGCACUUGAAUGCAGAGCGAUCAGCAGUCGAGAGGAUGACAGAAAAAAGCCACAUGAAUUUCGUGAACGUAGACGUGUAGAGCUCUAUGAGCCUCCAGGAGUCCCAAAGGUGACCGGCCUUACUUCGAAAAGCCUGAUUCCGGCUGGAACACGAGUGACUUUACGUUGCGAAGCGAGGACAGGCCACCCACCGGCUGAACUGCUUUGGUUUGAGGGUAGGUCCCAGCGGAAGAUGCUCUUCUCAAACAUUAACUCGAUUGACAACUUAUUCAUUUGA